Messenger RNA from Cebus imitator (Panamanian white-faced capuchin), 7884 nucleotides. RefSeq names its product NCK associated protein 5 (gene NCKAP5). The transcript has 20 exons. Gene Ontology annotation, cellular component: microtubule plus-end. The record is from RefSeq and is a predicted model, not a curated record. The coding region runs from base 516 to 6404 and encodes 1962 amino acids. NCBI's taxonomy places the organism in Eukaryota, Metazoa, Chordata, Mammalia, Primates, Cebidae. Gene Ontology annotation, biological process: microtubule depolymerization; microtubule bundle formation.
UUGUGCGGAGAACUUCAGGGCAGUGAGACAAAAAACAAACUUUGCAGAACCCAGCUCCUGCAACCCAGCAAGGCGUUCGUCCGGGGGCAGUGGAGAAAGUCAUAAAAAGAGGCUAUCUUUAGCUCCCGUCAGAAUCAAAGAUGACACUUUGAGCACCACCUUACAGGACACAAAAGAGGGAAGCAUGUUUGUUAGGGUGUCAGUUUUCUCUCCUUGCCUCUUGAAACUGUGUGUUGGCUGGUUGCCCAAUGUGGUGCCGCAUGCAAAUGUUGACAGAACACAGCGAUGUUUGUUAAACCCGGCCUGGGGAAACCAGUGAUUAAAACUCUUGAAGGAAGAUCCGAAAACCCCAGGAACUCUCCUCAAUAGCAUUAGAACAUUGAUCGAAUGAAAGAGAAAGCUAUGAGUGGGCUAAAGUGAAACAUUCAGCGUCCCUGUCUGCUGUGCCUUCUCGUGACCCUGGAAACAGACGGGGGAUUAUUAUAAGUCACAAAGGAAAAUAAAUAACUUCAUCCAUGGAGGGAAAGAGACAGCUCGAGAAAAGGGACUUUGGAAAAAGGCUGUCUCUAGACAGCAGUCUUGUGGAAUACAUGGACUCCAAUAAAUACAUUGAGCAUCUGCUGACUCAGCUUGAGGAGCAACACAGGAGUCUCUGGAGGGAGAAGUUGGCAGUGGCCCGACUGCAGCGAGAAGUUGCCCAAAGAACAAGUGAGGGGGCCAUGCAUGAGAAGCUGAUACAUGAACUGGAAGAGGAGAGACACUUGCGUCUUCAGAGCGAGAAGCGGUUGCAGGAGGUGACCCUAGAGUCUGAGCGUAACAGAAUUCAGAUGCGUGGCUUGCAGCAGCAGUUCUCCAGGAUGGAAGAAACAGUACGAAAUCUAUUGCAGAGUCAAGGAUCUCCAGAGCAGAAAAAAGAAGACACCGUUAAUAUAAUGGUCUAUCAGGAAAAGCUGUCAGAGGAAGACAGAAAACAUAAGGAAGCUUUGGAAGAUCUUCACAUGGUGGUUGAUGAGGAUUCAAGGAGUGAAAGCAGCAGUACAGAUGAGGGAAAAGAAAAGACCAAAUUGCUAUUAGAGAGAUUGAAAGCUCUAGAGGCAGAGAAUUCAGCACUGGCUUUGGAGAAUGAAAAUCAAAGGGAACAAUAUGAGCGAUGUCUUGAUGAGGUAAGGGGGAAAGAGAGGCUUCUAAUCCCAGGCUGGACUAGUUAUGAUUCCUUUAAUCUGAUCUCAAUAUCAUUUUCUCCUCUGAAGAAAUGUAGUGAACAUGUAGCCAUUGAAAAGGAAGGAUGCCAGAAUGAGCUUAGUGUGCUUCUUCCACAGCACCGAGAUCAGAAAGCCCCAGAGGAUAUGGAAAUCCACGAGUUCAGAGGAUGGGAUCUAAGGGAGGAAUGUGUGAAGUUGAAAACAAGAGUGUUUGAUUUGGAACAGCAGAAUCGAACACUAAGCAUCCUAUUCCAACAGCGAGUCAGACCCACUUCUGAUCUGCUCCUCCAGAAACUUCACUCACGCCUCUUGGAUCUUUCAUCUGGAGAUUUGCUUUCAGAGGUGGAAAGAAGCCGAAGUCUGACACAGUCACGAACUGAUGCUGAGCUGCACGAACACCAACUGAAUACAAAAUCGGCCUUGAAAUGCCCUGGCUUGGGGGCUGUCAUCCCUGGUCACCUCUGUCCACGAAACAGCUACAGCAGCAGCAGCGAACUGUCUCUUUCAAGCACCUGCAGCGAGUACUCCAGUGGCUCCUCCUACACGUGGCACGAUGGGAAGAACCUCAGGAAAAGGCAAUCAUCACAAAACUGGGAUAAAAGGCUAAGUAUUGAUUCUUCGCUCCCAAGUGGCUUUGCUAGUCCUACAAAUGAACUACCUCCAACUCGUAUCAAGGAAAGCCACAUUUUGGAAGGGCUAAGAAAGCUACAGAAGCGAAAAGUGUUACUUGAACCCCCAUCAUUGAUAACCAAAUGGGGUUAUAAAGACUGCAUGAACUCGAAUGAAGGAAUAUAUUCUCCAGGAAUUAAAAGUAGCAGCCUCAAGGGGUAUCCCCCCUGCAAAGCAGCUGACCCGGGGAGCCCCUGCAAGGAGCCCCACAAGACAUUUGUUUAUGAUCUAGAUUCCCACGAUGAUGCAGACGAUGACUCCUCCACCUUAGCGUUGCUCCAAGCGGUUCCAAACCAGAGCUACAGGCCACAUGGCAGUAAAUUAACCCACAGUGUUUCUGAUAGUCUGUUUGGCUGGGAGAUGAAUAGAAAACACUUUCUGGAAGGCACACCCUCAGUUUAUCCCAGGGAAAGGCCUGAAAAGCUGACAAGUUGUGCCAGCAGCUGUCCUUCGGAGAGGAAGCUGUGCCCAAGUGUGCAGGUGCCUCAGGUACAGAGGGAACCACAAGGCCAAGGCCACGGCCGCCUGGCUCUCCACAUCCAGCUUUCAGACACUGAAGAUAAUGAAAUGCUCGAUGAGCUGCACAUAGAGAGCAGCGAUGAGAAAAGUCCUUCAGAUGUGUCAUUGGCUGCUGACACCGAUAAGUCCAUGGAGAACCUGGAUGUCCUUGUGGGGUUUGGAAAAUCUCUAUUUGAGUCUCCUGAUGAGGAGGAAAAACAAGUGCCCAUCCCUUCAGAGACUAGGCCAAAGACGUUUAGUUUCAUUAAGCAGCAAAGAGUUGUAAAAAGGACUUCCUCAGAAGAAUGUAUUACUGUGAUAUUUGAUGCGGAAGAUGGUGAGCCCAUUGAAUUUAGCUCUCACCAGACUGGAGUUGUCACUGUUACCAGAAAGGAAAUUUCCAUCAAUUCAGCUCCUACUGGACCCAAGGCAGAACAUACUGAACUUUUACCUCAGGGAAUUGCUUGUUUACAGCCAGGAGCUGCUGCAAGAGACUAUACUUUCUUAAAAAGGUCUGAAGAAGACACUGAGAAAAACAUUCCAAAAGAUCAUGUAGACAAUGUUUCCAGGGUGUCCACUGAAUCUUUCAGCUCCAGGACAGUGACACAAAGUUCUCAGCAGCAAAAGCUGGUCAAACCAACACACACUGUAUCAUGCCAGAGUCACUCCAGGUCUUCGGCCCCCGUGGGCAUCUAUCAAAAGCAAAAUCUGACAAAAAUACCUGCCAGGGGCAAGUCUUCACUUCAGAAAUCAAAAUUAAUGGAGCCCGAGGCCACCGCACUACUCCCCUCAUCUGGCCUGGUGACUCUUGAAAAACCACCAGCCUUAGCACCUGGGAAGCUCACACGGUUCAUGAAGACUGAGACCCCAGGGCCCCUCUUUGAAUUACGACCAGAUCCACACAUUCCAAAACAUCCCACCCAACUUCCGCACAGCUCCAGAAUGCCCAGCAGGAGGGACUGGGUCCAGUGCCCCAAGAGUCAGACUCCAGGGUCACGGUCAAGGCCUGACAUUGAGUCUAAUGACAGUGGAGAGCCCCCGACGAGGGACGAGCACUGUGGCUCUGGGCUCAAGGCAGGGGCGAAAUCCCCUUCUCCUCCGCCCCCUCCAGGCAGGUCCGUCUCCCUGCUGGCCAGACCCAGCUAUGACUAUUCACCAGCACCUUCAUCCACAAAGUCUGAAACCAAGCUCCCCAGUGAAAUAGCAAGGACCCCAUUCAAAUCCCCUCUGCUGAAAGGAACCUCUGCUCCAGUUAUUUCGUCUAAUCAGGCCACAACAGAAGUGCAGAGGAAGAAACCUUCUGUGGCUUUCAAAAAGCCUGUCUUCACUCACCCUAUGCCCUCCCCAGAAGCCGUAAUUCAAACCAGAUGCCCUGCUCAUGCCCCCUCCAGCUCCUUCACCGUAAUGGCCCUGGGGCCUCCAAAAGUCUCUCCAAAGAGAGGUGUCCCCAAAACCUCUCCUCGUCAAACACUUGGGACCCCACAGAUGGAUGCAGGAUUACAGACUCCCAGGAAUUCUCCUUCAACCCAUGAGCCACUGGAAAUAACAUCCUCCAAAAGUAUAUCUCCAGUGAGAAAAGGACAGUUGAAUGAUAGAGCCUCUACAUCCCCCAAGCCUUCCUUCUUAGGGGUAAAUGAGUCACCAUCAUCUCAGGUCAGCAGUCCCUCAUCGUCAUCAUCACCCUCCAAAAGCCAUAACAGCUCUCAUGGUUGUCAAAGUACUCAUGAGAAAGGACUGAAAACUCGCCUUCCAGUGGGUCUCAAAGUUCUCAUCAAGUCUCCCCAGCUGCUCAGGAAAAGUUCCACCGUGCCAGGGAAACACGAAAAGGACAGUUUAAAUGAGGCCUCCAAAAGUUCUGUGGCUGUGAACAAGUCUAAGCCAGGGAACUCCAAGAAUCCAGCAAGCGUGGAGACCACAGCAGGCGAAAGAAAUGUGACCAUGCCGGACUCACAGGCACAGGACAGUUUAGCUGAGGGGCUUCCCCUGGAAACAGCACUACAAGAGUCAUUGGAAAGUAGCAUCCCUGGGAGUGAUGGAAGGGACGGGGUAGAUAAUAGAUCCAUGAAAAGAUCCCUUUCCUCUAGCAAACCACACCUAAAACCAGCUCUAGGCAUGAAUGGUGCCAAGGCCCGUAGCCAGAGCUUCAGCACACACUCAGGAGACAAGCCUUCCACGCCCCCCAUGGAAGGGUCAGGCAAAGUCCGAACUCAGAUCAUUACCAAUACUGCUGAGAGAGGCAAUUCUCUUACCCGGCAAAACUCUUCCACAGAAAGCUCUCCCAACAAGGUCCCUUCUGCUCCCAUGUCGGAGAGCCUCCCCAGUGCUGGGAGGCCCUUGGGGCACCCCUCCUCCAGGCAGGGUUCCUUGGGGAGCUCCGGCAGCUCUACCAGUCAGCAUGGGAGCCCAAGUAAGUUGCCUUUGAGGGUCCUUCCAAAGGCCGAAGGACUCCUCACCCCACUUGGAAAGGAAGAUCAGCAGGCCUACGCCCAAGGAGAGUGCCCCAGUGUGGCUGUACUUGGGAAACCAGACGGUGAUUGCCACAGAUGCCCACCCACCCCAGCAGGCUUCCCUGAAGCCCUGCAGAGCCCAGGGAGGACUCAGCAUCCAAGUACUUUUGAAACAAGCAGUAUAUCCAAGCUAGAAACUUCUGGAAGGCAUCCAGAUGCCUCUGCAACCGUGACUGAUGCUGUGAAUUCAGAAGCCCCCCUCUCACCCACAAUCGAAGAAAAGGUCAUGUUGUGCAUUCAGGAAAAUGUGGAAAAGGGCCAAGUACAAAUAAAGCCCACCUUUGUGGAAGCGAAGCAGAAGCCUGGGCCUUCUUUUGCCAGCUGGUUUGGUUUUCGGAAGAGUAGACUUCCAGCUCUCAGUAGCAGGAAAAUGGAUGUCUCCAAAACCAAAGUGGAAAAGAAAGAUGCAAAAGUCUUGGGGUUUGGAAACAAGCAACUAAAAUCAGAAAGAAAAAAAGAGAAAAAGAAGCCUGAACUACAGUGUGAGAUAGAAAAUGAGCUUAUCAAGGACUCCAAGUCAGCAGAUAAUCCAGUCAGCGGUUUACAAAGCAAAAGUAAUCGGAAAACACCACAAGACAUUUACAGCCAACUGGAGUUUGAACCAAGGAAGAGACACAGCCCUGUUACAUGUUCAACAAAAGACACCUUCAUGACGGAACUCUUGAACAGAGUUGAUAAGAAAGCAGCUCCACAGACAGAAAGUGGAUCAAGUAAUGCUUCCUGCAGGAAUGUGUUAAAGGGCAGUUCUCAGGGUUCCUGUCUCACCGGCAGCUCUAUCAACACUCAAGGAAAUCACAAGAAAAACAUGAAAAUCAAAGCCGAUAUGGAAGUAUCAGAAGAUUCCCUGAUAAAAGAGGGAAAUGAAAACUUACAAGAGGAUGAAGAAGAUGCAGUUGCAGAGUCUGUAUUUCAGAGUCACAUCAUAGAAUCCAACUGCCAGAUGAGAACAUUGGACAGUGGGAUUGGAACCUUCCCACUCCCAGACUCGGGAAAUCGCUCGACAGGACGGUACCUAUGCCAGCCAGACUCCCCAGAGGACACUGAGCCUCUCUUGCCUCUCCAGUCAGCCUUUUCUGCAGCUUCUUCCAUGAGAGCCCAAACACUUGAACGUGAAGUGCCUUCCUCCACAGACGGCCAGCGCCCUGCAGAUAGUGCCAUUGUUCAUUCGGCAUCUGACCCCAUCAUGACUGCCAGAGGGAUGCGACCUCUUCAAAGCUGCCUUCCCAAACCAGCUUCCUCAGGAAAAGGCAGUACCCAAAAGCAGAAUGAAGCAGAGCCAAGGCCUCAGACAUGCUCACCAUUUGGAUAUGCUGAAGACCCAAUGGCAAGCCAACUUCUUCCAGACUGGGGGAGUGAAGAUACUGCCUCCGGGACCCAGGACAAGGUACCCAGAAUGUGUACAUACUCUGCCAGCGGUGGCAGUAAUAGUGACAGUGUCCCGGACUAUGGAGAUAAUGGUUUUGGAGCUGGAAGGGGACAGUUAGUGAAAGCACUGAAGAGCGCUGCCCCAGAAAUUGAAACAACUUGAAGAAACAAAAGACGAUCCUGAGAAUAGAUUAUCGAAAAUUUCCCUGGAGUCAUUCAAUAAAUUUAACAGCAAUACUGUGAUUUUAUUAGAAAAAGAAAAGAACUCUCUGAACAAGGUUGAAGGACGAAAGGAAGAAAAAGAAAAAAAUGAAGAGACAUCUUUGAGUAGUUCAGAUAGGCCUGGGGUAGACAACUUGGAGUCUUUGAGUGAUUCUUUAUAUGAUAGCUUCUCUUCCUGUGCCAGUCAAGGUUCAAAUGAUGUAUAAAGGACUUUUCUUCCCUUAGUGAGCUAGGACUGGAGAGCUUAAGAAAUGACGGGGGCGGGUGGGGGGUGAGCCACUCUGUAGAGAUGACAACAGUAUACUAUUGCAGUACCAGAGCCUUCAUUGUCAGAUUCACAGCAGGCAACCCACCAGAGCUUAUGCUCUGACAGGGCAAUAAAGAUAGACUCCAUUUACUGUGUUUCAAGAGGAUUAAGCAUAAACACACCUAUGAUACAGAAUCCUUAAUUUUGCACUUUUUUUGAAUAUUUGUACAGAAGUUGUAAAUAUUUUGGAAGAGAAAUUAUAUUUGUAGCAAAAAAGACAGCAAUAAAUGGAAUCAGUGCCAUGCUCUUGAAAUAAUAUGCUAAAUCUUAGAAGUUGAUGAUAAUAUAUAUUUUUUAAAAUCCCAACUUAAGUUUUUGUGAAGUUCAUUGUCCUAGUCCUCAAAAUUUUGUGGGUACACUCUGCAAACCUACAACAGGGCCUGCCAAAAAAAACAGAGGGUUCCUCUUCAUCUCCAUUUCAUAUCAAUUUGAUAGAAAUAUUCAUUUUUAGUGCAAUUUCAGAUUCGUUGCCAGAGAUUCAGGUGAUAGUAACAGGUGUAAUUCUGCUUCUGCUGAAAAUGAAAAGGGUCCUGAAGUGUGGACACUGGGAGUGUGGCAUUGUAUCAGAAAUGACCGAAUUCUAUUUCCAAUACCAAUUUUUUUCCAGACAUUUAUUUAGAUUGUCUUCUACUUAGUGCUUCUCUAUGAUCUUGAAUAUUAUUUGAUGUUUAUCUUUUUGCUCUUUUUAUUAAAAUCUGGGCACUCUUAAAAAAUGAAAGCAAAUUUCUAUUUGCAAUGCUCACUUUUUAAAAAUAAAAUUAUUGGUGCUACGAAGAAUUCUUUUUAAUAUCCUUUUUUCUACGAAGACUGUUUAUAUGUAAGGAUAAAUUCUAUUUUAAAGGUUAUGUGUAUUUUUUCUAGAUGUGAACUAUUUAUAAUUGCUUAUGUACAGGAGCUUGUAAACUAGGCACAAUAGAAAUAUUUUUAGGAGCUAUAUGGCUACUUUAGCACAUAAUUGUUUCUUUAAAAAGUAUUGUAUGAUCAGUGUUAUUUGGUUAAUUUGUGCAAUUUGUUAUAUUUUAUCUUAAAUGAAAAGUAUGUAAAAUAUCCUUGUCUUUCAGACUUUAAAAAUCCUUUUGUUUCCUUUCUGAAUAAAAGUUCUAUCACAAUUGCA